Messenger RNA from Ipomoea nil (Japanese morning glory), 1505 nucleotides. Its product is annotated as probable pectate lyase P59. The record is from RefSeq and is a predicted model, not a curated record. Bases 147 to 1496 code for a protein of 449 amino acids. Lineage: Eukaryota; Viridiplantae; Streptophyta; Magnoliopsida; Solanales; Convolvulaceae. The transcript has a single exon. Gene Ontology annotation, molecular function: pectate lyase activity.
CAGUGUUCGAUCAAACCUCUUUGAAUAAGAAGAAAAGUUGAGGUUCGGUCGGUUCAAUUCAAAAGGGUUGAACCCAAAAUAGCGGUUCAACCCCUAUCAAAAUAAUAUUUUUUUUUUUCUUUAGGAAAAAAAAAAUAACCAUCAAAAUGGAGAGAUUUAACAAAAAUAAUUGCUUCUUCUUGUUCGUGGUUUCUGUUGCCGCGAUAAUUCCCGCAACGGUUGGUCACAUUGCUGAGUAUGAUGAGGUGUGGCGGAGGCGAGCAGCUGAAGCCUGGAAACAUGCCCAACAGGCUUAUGAGCCCAAUCCACAUAACAUUUCUGCUUCCUUGAUUCACCAAGUUCGAAGGACAUUGUCAGAAGCCGUAGCUGAGGAUUUGACGACGAACACCACAGGUCGGCAUCUUCUUGGUUCAAAAAAGUAUCGUGGGCCGUGUAAUGCGACAAACCCGAUCGAUCGUUGCUGGCGUUGCCACGCCGAUUGGGCUAGCAACCGGAAGAGGUUGGCUGAUUGCGCAAUGGGGUUUGGGUACAAAACCAAAGGCGGCAAGUCUGGCAAAUUCUACACCGUUACAGACAAGUCCGAUGAUCAAUCAAACCCCAAACCCGGAACCCUCCGACACGCGGUCAUCCAAAAGAAACCCUUGUGGAUAAUCUUCGCACACGACAUGAACAUCAAGCUCCACCAGGAGUUGAUCAUGCAAGGUGAUAAGACGAUCGAUGGGCGUGGGGCCCAAGUCCACAUCAGCCAUGGCGCCGGUAUAACCAUUCAGUUCGUGAAGAACGUGAUCAUCCACGGGAUCCACAUCCACCACAUCUUCGAAGGUAACGGCGGCCUGAUACGAGAUGGCCUGGACCACUUUGGACUGCGAACCAAGAGCGACGGCGAUGGCAUCUCCAUCUUUGGUUCUUCCAAUGUUUGGAUAGACCAUGUGUCGAUGAGGAACUGUUACGACGGGCUUAUUGAUGCGAUCGAAGCAUCCACGGCCAUCACAAUUUCGAAUGGUCACUUCACAGAUCAUAAUGAUGUGAUGCUGUUCGGUGCAAAUGAUUUGUCCACAAAAGACAAGAUCAUGCAAAUCACCAUUGCUUUCAACCACUUCGGGAAGAGAUUGAUUCAGAGGAUGCCCAGAUGUCGGUUCGGAUACAUCCAUGUGGUGAACAACGAUUACACACACUGGAACAUGUACGCCAUUGGAGGGAGUGCUAACCCCACCAUCAUCUGUCAGGGAAAUCGAUUCAUCGCUCCUCCAGACAUACACAAAAAAGAGAUAACUCAUAGAACUGCGGGGACUCCGGCAGAAUGGAAGACGUGGACAUGGAGAUCAGAGGGAGAUAUAUAUAUGGGCGGAGCUUUCUUUGUUCAGUCGGGAGAUCCAGAUUUCAUGAAAAAGCAUAAUGAAUUGUACGAUGGGGUACAGACAUUCAAGGCUGAGGAUGUGACUUGGCUUACUAGGUUCGCAGGGGCGCUUAAUUGCAGAGUAGGAUCGCCUUGUUAGAUUGCAUUA